AUGGAUUCGAUGGAUGCGUCGGAUGAGCUCGGGCACCCCGUUGCCAGCGAGGCUCGGGAUCGUGCCCGGCAACGGCUGGCCCAAGGCAACAAAUGGAUCGUCUGGGACGACCGCCAAGAAACCUUAACACACGAUGCCAGCGGACGUCUAGCCUUUCCUCGUGUGGAGGAAGCUGUCACGGCAGCUCGAAGUGAGGAGGGCUGCCUUGGCGUCUAUGUUGCUCAUCUUGCCAAUAAGGAGGACUGGAAAAUGCGCCUCUUUGAUCAAACACAGCCCUUGCCGUGUGGCAAGCUCUCGUGCGCCGGAUGCAUGCGUGCCAAUAAUCUCAAAAACUGCCCAACCCCUGGCUGCAAGAGUCGCAUUCGCAAGGCACAGCGCAAGGCCUGUUCCAUGUGCGGCAAAUUGCCGUCCAAUUCCGGUCCCGCUGUCAUUGAUAGCCCCGAGGCAUAUGCCAAGGCCAUUACUGAUGUCAAGAAACAUCUUGAAAAGAUUAAAACUUUGAUGGACAAUUUGAACGCGACACGUCAGGGAUCCCUGUUUGCUUUUCACCUUCUGAUCAACCCUUGGUCCGGCGAUCGACUCACAGCCGUGGAUCAGCGAAAAAGAGAAAAUGGCGUUGUCAUGUCCGGCUGGUACGGUGACUGCACCUCACUUCCUGCCGAGGCUCUACAUCGGCGCGACGGCCGCAUCAACAUUCACCCAAAGGACAAGGAGCGUAUCAAUCACUUUGUACACCGUGACAACAUCUUCACCUGGGCCAUGCUCGUGGCGGGCGCCCACCUGCGCGAGGCCAAUGCCACUGAAAUUCAGCUCAAGUCACAAGCCAGCCGCACGACCACAAACAGCUGCCCCAACUGCCCUGCCAUCCCAGACACUGAACACAUGAUGUUGCCCUCGGAACACCACCACAUGGGCCACUACGUCAACCAGCACGGCAUGGUUCUACCAGCUCUCCCGCACCCGGCUAUGAUGAGCCACCAUGCCGACUCCCACCCGGAUGCCGACCAAGCAUACAAAACAGCGGCAGAUGCUGCUCUCCCACCCGUUGGCCAGCCUGCCGCCAACGCUGUCGCAACCCCGCCCGUCUCGUCCCAAGCUGGGCUUGCAGACCAGGCCGCAGCCCAACACGCUGGCUUAGCGCAGCAAGAUGGCGUUGAGCAUGCUGCGAUGGCGAUGGCCGGACUGGCCCAGCGGCACCCAGAUGGCAGCCAUGCAUUGCUCAUGCCUGGCAUGGCGCAACCCAUGUUGGACGGCAUGGAUACUGGCCAUUACCAAAGCAUCGCCAACUCCAUGACCUCCUCAAACCCUCCAAUGUAUCCUUAUCCACCCAUGUACUCGCACAUGGAAGUGGCACAUCAGCUGCCCCCGGAACAAUUGCCUGACAUGCAGGAGCGCGAGCGCGAAGCUCAACAUGCGUGCCGCCAUGAUGCCUCGCUCAAGCGUUCCCCGGGUCCCUGA
This is a messenger RNA of Monosiga brevicollis MX1, 1458 nucleotides long. RefSeq lists its product as uncharacterized. The record is from RefSeq and is a predicted model, not a curated record. Bases 1 to 1458 code for a protein of 485 amino acids. Lineage: Eukaryota; Choanoflagellata; Craspedida; Salpingoecidae. The transcript has 5 exons.